AUGCUGGCGAAUAAUUUACGGUUUGAAAAAGUAGAAGUUCCUUCUUAUGAGUUUAGGCUGGAAACCUCUGCCAUUGUUUUGCAGUUAGGGGAACAAAAAAUAUUAAUUGUGGCUCUCUAUCGUCCUUCUAAUCCGGAAAAUAAUGUUCAGUUUGAUUUUUUUUUUGAGAAAUUUGAAAAUAUUUUGGACAAACUAGUAGCGACAAUGAGAAAGCGUCGUGUGCAGAGAAUUAUUCUGGCAGGUGAUUUUAACAUAAAUAUGUUGCGGGCACAUGCGCCGGCCAUUCGCCUGGGUAAAUUAAUGGAAAAAUUUGAACUCUACCUUGUUAAUGAGGAGAGUGCAACAAGAGUGGCUGCUGCUAGUUCCACUUUAAUUGAUUUGAUUUAUUAUGGCCCAGGUGAAAUGAACGAUGCGUUUGCUAGUGUUGUUCAGAAUUUUUUCUCUGACCAUGAGAGCGUUAUUUGCGAGGUUAAUGUUGCAGUCCCAGUUAUUUCGGACAAAUUCAUUGAGGUAAGAGAUUUUAAUGAUGAAAGAAUUAAUUCGUUUGCUGCUUGCCUUGCCUUGCAAAAUUGGCUGGCAGUAGCUUAUGCGGCGACAGUUGAUGAAAAGUACGAUUGUUUUUUGUCUAUUUUUCGUUCCCUGUUUGAACAGUUUUUCCCCAAGCGGAGGAAAUUAAUUCGAGCAAAUCAGUUGACUAAAACUAAGUUGUCAGAGGAGGUUAAAAGACAACGUAGUUUGGUUUUUCGCUUGGGAAAAGAAGUAAAGAAAAUUCCACCGUCGGACUUGAAGGAUGAAAAGAACGCGGAGUUUAAAAUUCAAAAGAAGGAAUAUCUGCGGAGAUUAAAUACCGAGAUACGCGUGUCUAAUAAUCGCGUUAUUAAUAAUGCGGAAAAUAAAACAAAGGCAGCUUGGUCUUUGCUCAAAAAGAGUGCAGGGAAAGUUGUCGAGACUGAGCGGAUUGAGCGGGUGGUAGUAAAUGGAAAAGAAGUGUGUAACCCUUUGUCCAUCGCGAGCGCGUUAAAUGGUACUUUUGUUGUCCCGCCGCCGGUGGAGUUGGGAAAUGCAUUGCAUAGCCCAAUUUCGCUGCCCACCUGUAAUUCAAGUUUGUUUUUGUGUCCGGCGGGGGUGCAGGAAAUAAUAAGUGUCCUGCGCAGUUUGCCGUCCAAGCGCUCGGCAGGUUGGGACGAGAUUCCAAUUUUCCUUGCGAAGAGAGUUGCGCCCUACAUUGCUGCACCCUUGGCGGACAUAGUAAAUGCUUCUUUCCGUGACGGUGUUUUUCCGAAGUCAAUGAAAAGAGCAAUUGUAACUCCGUUGUUUAAAAAAGGUGACCGACUCGACGUAAAAAAUUAUCGACCCAUUUCCAGUUUGCCAACAUUUUCAAAAAUUCUCGAAAAGUGCUUUUUGCUUCGUUUGUUUUCAUUUUACGAGGUGAAUAAUUUACUGCCGGGCUCGCAGCACGGGUUCAUUAAGGGCAGGUGCACUGCGACUGCCCUUUUUGAGUUUAUUGUAAAAUUGCACGAGCAUCUUGAAAAAAAGCAAAAAGUACUUGGAAUCUUUUACGACCUUUCAAACGCGUUUGGCACAAUUUGCGUGCCGCUGCUGCUUCGGAAAUUUGAGUUUCAAGGCGUCCGAGGUGUUGCGUUGGAGUGGCUGCGUUCGGCCUUGACCGGCCGGACGCAGGCGGUCAAAUUGCGUGUCAUGGACGGCAAGUUUGAGAAAUUUGUGUACUCUGAGGAGCUUUUACUUGAGAGAGGGACUCCUCAGGGUGGUAUUAUUUCUCCGUUUGGCUUUGACGUCUCGAUCGGUGACAUGCCAGUCCACGUAGCGGUCGGGUUGCUCUUAAAUUACGCGGAUGAUUCGUCGUCCCUUGUGUUUUCCAGGACGACUUGCGGCUUAAUGAAAGAAGCGCAGUUGGCAGUGAAUUUAAUGUCAGAUUUUUGCCGUGACAAUUUUUUGACGCUAAAUCAGACAAAGACAGUGGUGCUUAAUUUUCAACUUAGGCGCCCUGUGCUAGACCGCGAUAAUUUUAAUUUGACUUUGAAUGGCGAAAAUUUGACAGAAUCGGAUGUGACAAAAUUUCUGGGCUUGUAUCUCGCGCAUAAUUUAAAGUGGACUGAGCAUUCAGAUUAUGUAGUUGGAAAAUUAAAUAGUGCUGUAUUUUUAAUUAACAACUUGAUGCAUUCCGUUGAUGAGAAAUACUUGAAAAUGGUUUAUUAUGCUUACUGUCAUUCGAUCAUGAGUUACGGCAUUGUAAUUUGGGGAGGGUCGAAUCGAGCGUUGGAUGAGGUUUUUCUGGCGCAGAAAAAAGUGGUGAGAGCUCUUGCGGGUGAGCGCUAUUGGCGCAGUACAGAGCCGCUUUGUUCUGCGAAGCCACUUUUCGCUCGAUUCGGCUUCCUUCCAAUAUUUUCAAUUUACCUUUUUGAAUCUUGCAAGUUUGUUCGUAAAUAUCCGCAUUAUUUAAAAAAAACAAGUGAAGUUCAUGAUCACCAGACAAGGGCUAAGUGCGAUUUGUAUGUUCCGGCCCAGGCUUUGUUAAUUUCCAACCAAAACCCUUUGACUUGCAUGUCUUCUUUGUAUAACAAGUUGCCUGUUUCGGUUCGUUUGGAGCCUCGGUAUAAGGGUUUUGAAACCAGUUUAAGGCGUUUUGUUCAUGUGCAUAAAUUUUAUGAUAGGAAAGAGUUCUUUCAAUUUAUGAAUGCAUUGUGAUAUUGUUUUUUUCUCUCUUAUCAUGUACUAUGUUGCAAAUGGGGCGCGUCGCAUUGAGUAAUUCCAUCGUGGCGACGUCUCAUAAGUCAAUAAAGAAUAAUAAUAAUAAUAAUCUCUCGAAUGAAAAUAUGGUGACAAGAAUUUCGGGUGCGAGCGCGACGUCGAUUGAUUUAAUUUUUUCCGGUCCAGGUGAAUUGGAUGAUUUCGAAUGUGCAGCUAAGUCUAACAUUUUCUCCGAUCAUGGGGGCGUAGUUUUUUCAAUGAAGCUGAAUAUUCCGCAGGAGCGAGAUAAAUAUAUUGAAUCUCGCAAUUUUCCGGAUGAUAAAAUUGCAGAAUUUAUAGCCUACUUGGAUUUGCAAAGCUGGCGUGCUGUUGCGCUCUCGAGCACGGUUGACGAUAAAUAUGACGCAUUUCUGACUACUUUCUUGGAAGGUUUUAACAAAUUUUUCCCAAAAAAACCAAAACUUGUGAGAGCUAAUAGAAAAAAUAAAGUUGUAUUGUCUCCUUCGCUGGUCAAAAAACGUCGCGAGUUGAUAGAAAAGAGUGUUGUUGUGAAGCGAUUGCCUGCGCGGCAUCCGCAGAAAUUGCAGUUUAAAAGAGACCGGUACGCAUAUAAGCAGCAGCUGCAGGCGGAAAUUAGAGCAUCUAACAAUGCAUUUAUUGCCAAUGCGCAGAAUAAAACUGUUGCGGCUUGGUCUAUUUUGAACCGUACUUUAGGCAAUGAUAAGUCGCGUGAUAAAAUUAAAGAGAUGCGAGUAGAUGGGGAAAUAACUUCUGAUGUGGGGAAAAUAGCCAGUGCGAUGAAUUCAACAUUUAUAGUGCCUGAGGCUGAUUUGUGCGAUUACGAGUUUCGUACGACGGCGGCUGAGAAAAAUUUAUUUUUAACCCCCGUUGGGGUGCAAGAGGUGAUUUUAAUAUUGCGUGGACUCGCGGCAAAGAAAUCAGCAGGUUUCGAUGAGAUUCCAAUGUUUUUGGCUAAGCGAGUGGCAGCGAGUGUUGCUGCGCCGCUGGCUGAUAUUAUAAAUUGCUCUUUUUCCACUGGCUGUUUUCCUUUGCAAAUGAAGCGAGCGGUUGUGACUCCAAUUUAUAAAAAAGGCGACCGGCUCGAAACGUCGAAUUAUCGUCCAAUUGCAAAUUUGCCUACUUUUUCAAAAGCUCUUGAAAAUUGUUUCCUCCUGCGUAUUGCUAAUUUUUUGCGGAAAAUGAUUUAAUUCCUGCUAGUCAACAUGGUUUCGUUCGCGGGAAGUGUACGGCGUCGGCAUUGUUUGAGUUUUUUGCUGAAUUGCAUGAUGCUCUCGAGCGUCGGCAAAAGUCGGUUGGUCUUUUUUAUGAUCUUUCAAAUGCGUUCGGAACUGUGUGCGUUCCCCUUGUAUUGCGGAAAUUUGAGCGUUGCGGUGUGCGCGGCGUUGCACUGGACUGGUUGCGAUCUGCUCUUACCGGCAGGUCUCAGCGAGUUCGGUUGCGAGCGUUGGAUGGGAAUCAUGAGCGAGACGUUUUUUCCGAGGAGUUGGAUGUUGUGCGCGGCACUCCGCAGGGAGGAAUUAUUUCCCCUUUUACUUUCAUUGGGUCGGUUUAUGAUAUGUAUUGCUUUUUGACAAAUCGCAAGCUUGUAAAUUUCGCGGAUGAUACGAGCGAGUUGGUAGAAGGUGGAACUAUUCAUGCUUUAAUUGGUGCGGCGAGGUUGGCUGCAUCUUGCAUGGGAAAAUUUUGUCUCGAUAAUUGCCUCCAAUUAAAUGCGAGUAAAUCCGUAAUUUUGCGUUUCCGGCACCCCAAUGCGGCCUUGUUUUCUGAUUCACCCCUUGUUUAUGUUAAUGAAAAAUCUGUUAGCGUUGCCCAAAUGACAAAAUUUCUUGGGUUGUAUGUCACGGAAAAUUUAAAGUGGACGGAGCAUGCAGAUUAUAUUGUGGGCAAGUUGCAUAGUGCUGUUUUCCUUGUAAAUAAUUUGUUGAAGUUGGUUAGCGAAAAGCACUUGCUCAUGAUUUAUUAUGCUUAUGCGUACUCCAUUAUGCAGUAUGGCAUUGUAAUUUGGGGUGGAUCAGAGCAGGCACGAGAUCUUGUUUUUAUGGCACAAAAGCGCCUUGUUCGUGCGAUGGCCGGCGAGCGGUAUUGGCCUGGUCCGACGCCUGUUUGUUCGGCCCGGCCUCUUUUUAAAAAAUUUGAUGUUUUGCCACUAUUUUCCAUUUACUUGAUUGAGGCUUGUAAAUUUGUGCGUAAAUACCCUCAGUAUUUUGUUAAAACGCGAGAUGUGCAUGCCUAUGAGACGCGCGAAAAGUUCGAGUUGUACGUGCCGGUCCAGACGUGUGCUAUUUCGAGACAAAAUCCGCUCAUUUGCUUGUCGCGCUUGUAUAAUAAUUUGCCUGUAUCUAUUCGAUUGGAGUUGAGAUUCCCUCAGUUUGUGGGCUUGUUAAAAAAGUUUGUUAGUUUUCACAAGUUCUAUACUGAGGAGGAAUAUGUAAAUUACAAAAAUAACUUGUAAAUAUGUUAAAUUUCUUUUUUCCCUGCUGUGUGUUUCAUUUGACAAAAUUGUAAAUGGGUGGGUCGCACGGGAGACAUUACAUGUGAUUACAUUCCAUAAUGCAAUAAAGAACAAUAAUAAUAAUAAGGUCUAUUUGCUAGUGGUAACUCAAUUGCGAAUUCUAUGUUCAUUCAAUGAGGCAAAUUAUAGUUGGGAGAGGCAGUGACUAGGCUGCCCCUGUUUUAUUUUGAUUAAGUUUCCACUUCUUGUUUCAUUUGAAGCUAAUCCCUAAUCUUUAGAGUGUUCAUUUAUUACCAUUUUUAUGAUUUCACAUUUAAACCUAAAUCAGAGACCAGCGCGAAACGACUAAUGAGUAUUUAUUUUGUGAGAAGCGUAUCAAAUUGCCAACUGAAAGGCAAAUUUAAUAACAAAAAUUGAGACGGAAAAAAUAUAUUUAGAACCACGAAAAUAUGAAAUUGCGCUUGCAACUGCUUUUAUAAAAAUGUGUAUUUAGAGCAAGUAGACGUUCAUGCUUUCAACACACACAAUUCGCUCACAGACGUGCUGCCCUGGUAUUUCACUGUUAUAUGAACAGCGUAUCAAUUUGAUUAGCGAUUUUCUCAUGUUUGUAGCAUUAAUAGGUCGGGAAGAAUUUAUUUUGAGCCAUGAAAAAUUCCUAGUGCCCGGGCAAAAUAUUUUACAAGCAAAUGUACAAAAGUUGUAAAAAUAAGGACUAUUUGCUAGUGGUAACUCAAUUGCGAAUUCUAUGUUCAUUCAAUGAGGCAAAUUAUAGUUAGGAGAGGCAGUGACUAGGCUGCCCCUUUUAUAUUUUUAUUAAGUUAUAACAAUAAGAGUGGAGCUACUCAUACUCAUAUAGUGUACAAGUCUAAUAAAAAUUAAAGGCCUACUAUCAUUGAAAAUUCAUUGAACAAUCAAUUAGAUAAUAAUUAAUCAAUUAAAAAAGAAAAAGUUUUAUUAUUUUGCCAAAAAUGAGCCAAAAAAUAUGUUCUUAUUGUUUUUUUUUUUUAAUUAAAUUUCGUAAUUUUUUUAAUUUAUAUACAGACAGCAGUACCAAUUGAAACAACUACAGCUAACAUCACUAAGAGCUCAACGAUUGUAAGUUAAAAAAAUAUUUAAUCAUUAUUUUAGUCAAGAUUUUUUAAAUAUAUGUUUUGAGGUAGUUCUUUUCCUUUUAAAUUCAAUUUUAAAAGGCGAGAGAGUAAAAGAAAAGUUUAUUUAGUUUUUUAUAAAAAAUUAAUUUAAGUUAUAAAUUCUCGAUUUUGUUCCUUUAAAGGUUGUACCUCCACAUUGCAAUGGUGUUAUGGACCGGAUAUGCUUGGGAAAGCCUUCAUGUACUGUUAAUGUGAUAUUUUUUCUUAUAUUAUUAUGAUGUGAUAAACAAUAUUUUGAAUUAGAAAAUGCUGUCAUUUAGUCUACAAACCACUGGCAAGACUACCAGCGGCAAUAUGAUUUUAACUCCAAAUGGAAAGAAAUAUUUUAUGGGUGUCAGCACUAGAGUGAGAUGAUUUUUAUUUAAUUUAAACAAAUUUCAAUGUUUUCAGCAAAUUCGAAAAUUAUUUGAUUCAAUGUAAAUUUGGCACGUUUUUUAGGGUUUAAAUUAUAGUGAUGCAGCAUUUAUUUGCUGUCAGCUGGGCUUGAAAUUAGCCGAAUUUAAUACACCAGACGUUUGGAACAACUUUGUAGCCUAUCUAAAAAGUAAAUAAAAAAUCUCAAAAUUAAAAUUUCAAGAUUAUCGUCAAAGACAAAAAAAAUAAUAAAUAAGAUAAUCAAUUAUGAGUGAUCCAAAAAAAAAAAAAUUUAAAAUAUAAAAUUUUGCUUGCCAACAUUUACCAAACAAUAUUUUUUGAAAAUUUAUUUCAACCCGUGUCAAUAAUACAUAAUCUUGCUUAAAUAAUUACCCUGUAAAGAUUUGCUAGAAUGCAUAGACAAACAGUAAAAUUUUUCAAUAAUAUAUUAUGUUUCCUCUUUUCCAGUUUUAUAGAAUAAAAAUUUGAUCAUUUUAAAUAGAAAAUAAACUUCAUCUAUUUACUUACUAACGAAAAAUUUCUUUACCUUAAACAGUCAAAUAAAAAAUAAAAUAAAUAAUAAUAAAUAAUUAAACCGUCCAAUAUUUCAAAAUAUAUUUGAAAUAAACAUUAUUAUCUUUUAAUUGUUUCAUUUUCCUGACUUUUCCAAGCUGUAAAUUACAGUAGUUGGGACUUUUUUGGAUCAACUAUGGACAACGGGAAUCACACCGACACCUGGUGCAACUCGCAAACCUUGGUGCCAAGCGGAAUCAUCAGCGACGCCUUGUACAAUGUUACUUGUGGCACCAAAAACCUGUUGGUGAACACGCCUGGCGGCCUCAUCAGAUGGAUUCCCGCAAACUCCAAUAUCAAUCGAUAUUACUGCGAAUAAAUUCACUAAUUAGCGUGUCCGCGCCACAGGAAUAUCUGGAAAAUUUUAAUGAGGAAAAAAUGUCUGAAAAUUAUUUUUGUUUCCUUAAUGAAUAAAAGUGAGUCCAAAUGAUGAGUGGACAAAAAUAAUCAGCAAUU
This is a messenger RNA of Neocloeon triangulifer, 7716 nucleotides long. RefSeq lists its product as uncharacterized. NCBI's taxonomy places the organism in Eukaryota, Metazoa, Arthropoda, Insecta, Ephemeroptera, Baetidae. The record is from RefSeq and is a predicted model, not a curated record. The transcript is spliced from 2 exons. Gene Ontology annotation, molecular function: catalytic activity. Bases 1 to 2706 code for a protein of 901 amino acids.